CAUCCAGAAAUGGAAGGGAGGAAAUGCAGAGGAAACGGGAAUACGUCCAACUGCGUCUCCUCCGGGCCAGUCUCCAACACGACUCGGACAACAAGAACGCGACGUCGACUGCGACGACGGACCCACCGCACAUCCCUCUCUUGGAGAUCCCCUUUGAAGCCUUGGAGCUGAAGCAAAUCCUCGGGGAAGGGAACUUCGGCAAGGUCUAUUUAGCCAUUUACAAUAUCAUCCCCGAAGAAGGGAAAGACCCGGAAUCCUGCAAGGUCGCUGUGAAGUUCCCAAAGGAGGGGAGCAGCGAAGAGCAGAAGCAGGAUAUCCACCGGGAGGCGCAGAUGCUGGCGAAGAUGCGACAUCCCAAUAUCAUCCGACUUCUUGGGAUAGUUAGGAGCCAGACGAUAGGGAUCGUCUCCGAGUUCAUGGCACUUGGUGACCUUAACGGCUUACUCAAGACACGAGGCCCGGAUUCGAGGAUGUUUGGAGGGGAGAGCGGAAGCGAGGCGCAGUUGCGUACACUGGGCAUGGAGGACUUGGUGAACGUUGCGAUCCAGGUGGGGUCUGGUCUCAAGUACCUCACGGAUCGGCACUUCGUCCAUCGGGACCUGGCAACGAGGAAUUGCUUGGUCGGGGAGAACCUCACGGUCAAGAUCGGGGACUUCGGCUUGUCUAGGGAAGUCUAUAGCUCUGACUACUACCGGUUUGGGAACGGGAAGUCGCUACUGCCCCUGAGGUGGAUGCCUCCUGAAAGCAUCAUGUAUCGCACUUUCAGUGUCCAAUCCGACGUCUGGUCCUUCGGAGUCGUCCUCUGGGAGAUCUUCUCGUACGGCAAACAGCCUUGGUUCGGAUGCUCCAACGACGAGGUCCUGCGGCUGGUAAUCAGCGGGCAGGUGCAACGCUGCCCCGAGAACUGCCCUCGAAGUGUCUACAACAUCAUGCUGGCGACCUGGAAAACCAGCCCCGAGAACCGUAUACCGAUAGGGAACGCCCUCGACCUCCUCCACGAGGUGACGAACAACAUCAACAUUUACCUGGAGAUCCAGGCAGGCGUAAUGGAUCUUGACAUCCUGGAGCAGUCCAUAUCCUGAGAACUUUUGGGAAAAGGUGUAUUCAUUCUUAAAUACGUUGCUGACAAAUCCAGGUUUGGAAAUCGUUUGAUCCGUUAACCUCUCAACUUGUUCUCUCUACUUGUAAUUGUUGUUGAAAUGUAUCACCCGAAGAUGUGACGUAAGUUGGCAUAUUUUCCGGGAAAUUCAAAGUAUCCAUUCAACACAGCAAAUUAUAAAAGGCUAAUUCUGUACUUGAAGAGUACAAAAUUUUGUCAUGAGUACUAUACUCUUCUGGGGUGAACAUUUCAUUCUGAGGUGGACAUUUGAGAAAGAAAAGCAUACCCCCAGGUUCCAUUGUGCCCCCAUGAUACUUUUUCUAUUCUCUCAUGUUUUCACAAUAAAUGAGCAUAAAUGCAAAACCUAU
This is a messenger RNA of Darwinula stevensoni, 1467 nucleotides long. Lineage: Eukaryota; Metazoa; Arthropoda; Ostracoda; Podocopida; Darwinulidae. The record is from the annotation of a GenBank genome assembly.